Molecule: messenger RNA, 1460 nt
Organism: Anarrhichthys ocellatus (wolf-eel)
Lineage: Eukaryota; Metazoa; Chordata; Actinopteri; Perciformes; Anarhichadidae
Gene: rab3da
Product: RAB3D, member RAS oncogene family, a
Exons: 5
Coding region: 146-802 (218 amino acids)
Molecular function (GO): GTP binding; GTPase activity
Source: RefSeq, a predicted model, not a curated record
UGGCAGGCACAUGCACAGCCUGGAGAUCCGGGAGCGGACCGCCUGAAGUGGAGCGGCCGACGGCAGCGCACGCCCAUCGGCUUACAGGUAGAGGUGGAAGACCGCGGGACGGACGGAGGAGACGGACGCAUACACGGCAACCAAGAUGGCUCUAGCCAGAGAUCCAGGGGAGCAGAGAGACGCAGCCGACCAAAACUUUGACUACAUGUUCAAGCUGCUGAUCAUCGGCAACAGCAGCGCGGGGAAGACCUCCUUCCUGUUCCGCUUCGCAGACGACUCCUUCACCUCGGCCUUUGUCAGCACAGUGGGCAUCGACUUCAAGGUCAAGACCAUCUACAGGAGCGACAAGCGGGUCAAACUUCAGAUCUGGGACACAGCGGGGCAGGAGCGCUACCGGACCAUCACCACAGCUUACUACAGAGGAGCCAUGGGGUUCCUGCUGAUGUACGAUAUCACGAGCCAGGAGUCCUUCUGCGCCGUACAGGACUGGGCAACCCAGAUCAAGACGUACUCGUGGGGCAACGCUCAAGUAGUGCUGGUAGGCAAUAAGCUGGAUUUGGAAGAAGACAGGCAGGUCCCCGCCGAAGACGCCCAAAGACUGGCUACAGAGCUCGGCUUCCAGUUCUUCGAGGCCAGCGCCAAAGACAACGUCAACGUGAAGCAGGUGUUUGACAAGCUGGUGGACGUCAUCUGCGAGAGGAUGAACGAGAGCGUCAACGGCGACGCCAGUCCGCCAGCCAAUCACAUGGAGGCCGGCCUGAAGGAGACGCCCCGCAGCGGCCCGGGCGGCUGCGCGUGCUGAUGGCUGGCAGUGGGAAUUCACACAAAGCUGGUUUCACAGUCGCGCGCACACAGAUUACCGGAUUGUCCAAAAAUGAUCAUUGUAGAUGUACUUAUUCAUGUUACUGCAAUACUUUAAUGGAUGCUUAGCUCCUUUUUUUUGUUGUCAUUUGAUCACUAUUUGGUGACGACUCCCGCCUCGUUGUCAUUCUAAUGUGACUGUUACACUGAGAUGCCAAAGAGCUGCACUGAGCGGCUGUGCCUUUUCUUUUUCAACCCGUCACCUCUGCUUCAGUACUUGUUGUUUAGUGGGUGAAAGGCACCUGUUGCAGGUGAGGAUGUAACUGAAUGGCAGGAGCAUUGUUCGGGGGAUGUCUGGGAUUUUGGACUGUGUCAUGCCGCCCCCUUGUGGCUGCUGCAUGGAAAUGCAUCACUGUGACUCAUUACCGCACACACACUGUGUCCUGUGAACUUGUCCUGCUGAGGAAGAAGGAAGUUCAAACAUACCUAAAGGGUGCUGUUUCAUUACAGUCUUAUUACUGUUUUGGAGGGAUAUUCUCAUUUGGUUUUAAUUUCUAUUUUUCUUUUUUCUACCUUUUUAAUGGUUGAUGCUCAUUCCAUAUUUCCUUUGCCAGGUUUAUUGUGUCUCUAUACGUGUGGAUUAAAAGAUGUGGGUCCGU